Messenger RNA from Pseudomassariella vexata, 4616 nucleotides. Its product is annotated as CobB/CobQ-like glutamine amidotransferase domain-containing protein. Gene Ontology annotation, biological process: 'de novo' IMP biosynthetic process. The transcript has 3 exons. NCBI's taxonomy places the organism in Eukaryota, Fungi, Ascomycota, Sordariomycetes, Amphisphaeriales, Pseudomassariaceae. The record is from RefSeq and is a predicted model, not a curated record. Bases 108 to 4166 code for a protein of 1352 amino acids. Gene Ontology annotation, molecular function: phosphoribosylformylglycinamidine synthase activity.
CGGAUGGCGGGGUGAAAUGGUGACAAUUUUUUUUGGAGGUCAUCCUUUCAACGUAUUGUGUUGACCGGCACUCACCUACCACCAAUUGGCCCACCCAUAUCGACGCCAUGCCUCAUGAGACGUUGCUAGGUAGCUCAUGCUACACUCGAUCUCAGACUCAGGAGCUCAUAGAACGCGUGAACAAACAAAACACCGGAGCCAAAGCCAAGCAAAUAUCGGGCCAGUGGAUAUACUAUGUCGACCUCAAGACCUCAAACAAGGAUGGCCUCGACCAGGUUAAGGACCUGAUUGACGUAGUGGUUUUAGCGAACCCCCCAGAGAACGCUAGCAACUCCAUCAAUAUCUACAUCACACCUCGAUAUAUAAGCCCUUGGAGCUCCAAGGCGACGAGCAUUGCGCACGUCUGCGGAUUACAAGACCAUGUCCUCCGCAUCGAACGUGGACGACUUGUCACUCUCGAAUUCGAGGAGGAAGGAGAGCAAGAUCUCUCGUUCCGCGACAUGCUCCACGACCGCAUGACUGAAACCUUCAGCUCCGACCCGCCGCACUUAGAGACGAUAUUCAGUGAAGGGUCACCCGCUCCACUCAUCGUUGUGGAUAUAUUCGCCGACCCCGAGAAACGCGAUCCCGUCACCGUCCUGCAGGAAUACAAUCAGAGCAAGGGGCUGGGUCUGGACAAGUCGGAGAUGCAGUUCCUGGUGGAGGAGUACACCAAAUUGGGCCGAUCGCCCCACGACAUCGAGCUGUUCAUGUUCGCGCAAGUGAACUCGGAACAUUGCCGGCAUAAGGUAUUCAACUCGCAGUGGACAAUCGAUGGUGUACGCCAGAACAGGAGUCUUUUCGAGAUGAUCAAAAAUACCCACGAAAAGACACCAGACUACACGGUUUCGGCAUACAGCGACAACGCGGCAGUUUUUCAGGGUGAAGUGGGCAAUUUCUGGUCUCCGGACUAUUCUACAGGGUCGUAUCGGUUGCAGAAGGAGACAGUUCAUAUCACAGGAAAAGUUGAGACCCACAACCACCCAACCGCCAUAUCACCAUUUCCGGGAGCCGCAACGGGAGCGGGCGGGGAAAUCCGUGACGAAGGCGCCGUUGGAAGGGGCUCAUCGACUAAGGCCGGCUUGUGCGGCUUCUUCGUCUCAGAUUUGCUGAUUCCGGGCAACAAGGAGCCAUGGGAAUUGGACGUUGGCCGACCAGCACAUUAUGCAAGUAGUCUUGAUAUAAUGUUGGAGGGUCCGAUAGGGAGUGCUCGUUUUAACAACGAGUUUGGGCGCCCUUGUCUCUCCGGAUGCUUCAGGACACUUCUCACGCCGGAAACCAAUGAAGAGUCGGCUGUGGGUAAAUGGCGUGGCUAUCAUAAGCCGAUUAUGAUUGCCGGUGGGGUUGGAACCGUCAGACCGCAGCAUGCGAUUAAAGAACCCAGAGUCGUCGGUGAAGGUGCUCAUGUCAUCGUGCUCGGCGGCCCAGCCAUGUUGAUUGGUCUGGGCGGCGGAGCAGCAUCAAGCAACGCCUCAGGGGAAGGGAAUGCUGACUUGGAUUUCGAUUCGGUGCAGAGAGGAAAUCCCGAACAGGAAAGAAGAGCGCAGAUGGUCAUCGACACCUGUGUGGCACUGGGUGACGAAAACCCCAUCGCCAUGAUUCAUGAUGUCGGAGCCGGAGGAUUGUCAAACGCUUUGCCAGAACUGGUCAAAGACGCUGGGUAUGGUGGGAAAUUCGAGCUACGCCAAGUUGAAAGCUCCGAUAAGCGCAUGAGCCCUCUCGAAAUCUGGUGCAAUGAAGCCCAAGAACGGUACGUGCUAUUGAUCAAUCACGGCGGCUUGAAUCGAUUCGCCAGAAUUUGCGAGAGGGAACGAUGUGGAUACUCAAACGUUGGAACCGUGACCACAAAGGAUGCCGAUGGAGCAUACAAGCUCAUCGUCACAGACAACAUUUCGAAGGAGCACCCUCGCCCCAUAGACCUCCCCAUGGAUACCCUGUUCCCCCCAAAACGCACACUAGAACACAACGUCAGCUCGAAGAAGCCGAACUUGGCCCCAUUCGACACUGCGGCCAGCCUCCGAACCGCAUUUGGGGACCAGAUGGGCGAUUCAGACGUGUUCAAGAAAGCUGUGCAGCGAGUUUUCUCUAUGCCUGCCGUAGGAUCCAAAUCAUUUUUGAUCACGAUUGGAGACCGCUCUGUUGGAGGUCUCACUGUCAGAGACCAAAUGGUUGGUCCAUGGCAAACGCCAGUUGCCGAUGUUGCUGUGACGGCGACGUCGUUCAACGUAGGAGGCAGAGCCAAGACGGGUGAAGCCAUGGCCAUGGGAGAGAAACCGACGCUGGCCCUUAUUGAUGCCGCGGCUUCAGCCAGGAUGGCAGUUGCAGAGAGUUUACUGAACCUCGGCGCUGCGGAUAUUCUGGGAGAUCUGCGCCGUGUCAAGCUCUCCGCAAACUGGAUGGCGGCUGUGAACCAUGGCCAAGAAGGUGUGGCUCUAUAUGAGGCUGUGAAAGCCAUUGGGAUUGGAAUGUUGCCGGAACUCGAGAUCAGCGUGCCUGUUGGCAAAGAUUCGACCUCGAUGAAGGCGUCUUGGAAGGAUGAUGACGGAGCUAAGAGUGUGACUGCUCCCGUGUCCGUUGUUAUAUCAGCCUUUACCGUGGUCAGGGACGUCAGGAGCACGUGGACACCCCAACUCCGACUUGAUGUUGGGGAAACAAUUCUCUUGUGGGUUGACCUGGCUGCCGGCCGAAAAGCCAUGGGAGGUUCUGCACUGGCCCAAUCCUUCGGUCAAAUCGGCCACGAGGCACCCGAUGUCAGGUCCGUCAGCCUCAUCACGGAUUACUUUGACGCGCUCUCGCAGCUUCAUGAAAGCGGUAUUGUGCUAGCCUACCACGACAGAUCGGAUGGUGGCUUGAUCACGACACUGGCUGAAAUGAUGUUUGCCGGCAGAUGCGGUGUCGAUGUGAUGCUCGACGGCAUCUCCAAGUCGAGCAACCUGGCUGACAUGACAGAAGCCCUCUUCAACGAGGAGCUGGGUGCCGUCUUCCAAGUACGCGCCUCGGAUGAGGUCAACUUCAAGAGGUGUUUCUCGACCUGCGGUCCACCUCCUGGCCUCAUCCGAAAGUUCGGAGUCGUCAAGUCGAGGUCUAAACAGACGCUGACGAUCCGUUACGGAGCCACACCUUUCGUCAACCUAGACCGGGCUGAGAUGCAGCAGUGGUGGACCAAGACUUCGUUCGAGAUGCAAAAGUUGAGGGAUAACCCUGCGAGUGCCGAGUCUGAGUACGCCACAAUCUCUGACUCAAAUGACCCCGGUCUUUCAUUCAAUCUCACCUUCUCCCCAUCUGAGAAUAUCCUUCCCAUGUCAGCAUCGAUAACUGGCUUCUUUGGUAAAGUUCCCCGGAUUGCCAUUCUCAGGGAACAAGGUGUCAACAGCGCCAAGGAAAUGGCAUUCGCUUUCAAGGCUGCUGGCUUCGACCCCGUCGAUGUCCAUAUGACCGAUAUCAUCGCAGGCCGCUCGCUCGCAGAAUUUUCUGGCCUAGCAGCCUGCGGAGGAUUCUCGUUUGGUGACGUUUUGGGUGCGGGCCAGGGCUGGGCCAAGUCGAUCCUAAUGCAUCAGAACGCGCGUCACGAGUUCGCCGAGUUCUUCAAGCGCCCAAACACAUUCACUCUUGGCGUCUGCAACGGCUGCCAAAUGCUUUCCAGGCUCUCAGAGCUGAUUCCCGGAACGCAACACUGGCCCGCUUUUGUCGAGAAUACCUCGAGGCAGUUCGAAGCCAGGUAUUCCAUGGUGAAGAUCCAGGACAACCCGGCCAAUCCAUCCGUGUUCCUCCACGGAAUGGACGGUUCCAGCCUUCCUAUCGUUGUCUCUCAUGGAGAAGGCCGGGCUGAGUUCUCCUCGCCCAACUCGCUCCAGGAACUGUCCGAGUCGAACAUGAUCCCCAUUCGUUACGUUGAUAACCACCUUAACACGACGGAGAAAUACCCAUUCAAUCCUAACGGCAGUCCUGGUGCUGUUGCGGGUGUUUCGAGCAAGGAUGGCCGCGUGUUGGCUAUGAUGCCUCAUCCCGAACGUACAAUUAUGGCUGAUGUGGGUAGCUACCUUCCCCCCGCCGAAACCCUCGAGGAAUGGGGCGAGUUUGGUCCGUGGGUCCGGAUGUUCAAGUCGGCUCGUAGGUGGAUCGGCUAGAUGGAUUUGACUGUGUACUGCUCGUGAGCAAGGGAAGACGAGGUGUCAAGACCGCCAGUCGAGUCCAAACAGAAUUAGAGGUCCGUCUGACGGUCUAAAUACUUCAGUAAACACUGGGAAAGGCGUUCUUGAGCAAGCAAACAAAGUACUGCCACGACUUCGUCCAGAAGUCACUAGUCAGCAAUCUGAGCAAAGUUACAGGGGGCAGUUUCUCAACCCACUCGAAUACCUAGGUAGCGUUAGUACGCUCAUGCUAGGAUGAUUGAUCAUGCGCAGUGAAAAAGCCAUUACGCGUCAGGACUGGACGGACUGUCUCGCUCUCUAGAGAAGGGGUUGUCGUGUAGAUUACUAGAGAUGGGCGCAAAGUGCAUUUACAGAUAGCUGCAGGGCACUGGGUAGAUCGAUAGUCAGAUAGACAGAAAAGAGCAAAAUUGAUAAAAACAGUCUACA